CUUCCAAUUCAGUGUCAGUCAGUAGUGUCAAUUGUUCAAAGCAAUCUGUGAGUGUUUUGUCAUUAAAUUUUAUGUGAAUCGAGUAAAGCUUAUUUUAAAAUUUUUGUAUUAUUUGAAUUUAGUGUUGUUUCAAGUGAUUAUUAUGUCUCGUUUACAGUGUAAGUUUCUAUAUUCUAUAGAAGCCUUCAUAGUGAUCGUAUUGACUUGGCUGGAAUAUUGUGAAAAUGUUUAGUAAACUUAACUUAUCAUGGCUGAAGAAUUGCUCGUUGUUUUGAGUAGAAGAGACCCUUCUUGUGGUUUAGGAUUUUCCUUAUUAGGUACUCCUGGAUUACCUCCAAUUAUAUAUGACAUCGUAGAAAAUUCUCCAGCUGCAGAAAGUGGAAAGGUGGAGGCGGGUGAUGUUAUUCUGAAAGUCAAUGAAACUGAUGUCAACAGGCUCAAUACCAAGGAAAUAUAUCUGAAAACAUCUAGUCUGACUGUUGAAGUUUAUUUCUGUUAUUCUUUCUGUUUGUUGGUCAACAUUAUUUUUAUGUUUCAGGUGGAGGCGGGUGAUGUUAUUCUGAAAGUCAAUGAAACUGAUGUCAACAGGCUCAAUACCAAGGAAAUAUAUCUGAAAACAUCUAGUCUGACUGUUGAAGUUUAUUUCUGUUAUUCUUUCUGUUUGUUGGUCAACAUUAUUUUUAUGUUUCAGGUGGAGGCGGGUGAUGUUAUUCUGAAAGUCAAUGAAACUGAUGUCAACAGGCUCAAUACCAAGGAAAUAUAUCUGAAAACAUCUAGUCUGACUGUUGAAGUUUAUUUCUGUUAUUCUUUCUGUUUGUUGGUCAACAUUAUUUUUAUGUUUCAGGUGGAGGCGGGUGAUGUUAUUCUGAAAGUCAAUGAAACUGAUGUCAACAGGCUCAAUACCAAGGAAAUAUAUCUGAAAACAUCUAGUCUGACUGUUGAAGUUUAUUUCUGUUAUUCUUUCUGUUUGUUGGUCAACAUUAUUUUUAUGUUUCAGGUGGAGGCGGGUGAUGUUAUUCUGAAAGUCAAUGAAACUGAUGUCAACAGGCUCAAUACCAAGGAAGUGCUGAAAUGCAUAAGACUGUCAGAAGACCCAAUCGCUCUGAAACUGAAAAGAGAUCCUUUAAUAAAAGCAAAAGUGAGACAUUACCUAUCUACAGCCAACCCCUUUGUAGACUCUCAUUCUCAGAACAAUGGAGACUCGUAUCUGCCGCCCUCCCGGCACCCUCUGCCACUUGAGGAUGUGACGAGGAGCAAUGGUGAUGGGUCAAGGGAGACUUCUCCACAGCCGCAGCCCAGAUUUGAGGCUUUUGUCAUGACAGGUGACAGAGUUCUCAAGCUGUCCAAGACGCAACAGGGCUCUAUUCUACCAAAACAACGCAAAGUGGAUAGUUUAAGACAUCAUAAUUAUCAUAAUCACAACAACCACCAGAGGCAUAACUCAGUGCCGACCAGUCCGAUAGAAUCGGAACGGCACUCACAUCAGAAAACAUCAUCUGCUGGAACCUCGCCCACUCCUAGUUUAGCUGUAACGUCAGCACCAAUCCCAUCUUCAUCCUACGUUGUUCGAACAUCGAGGUCCGAAGAUCACCUACAAUUUAACAAAGACUCGUCGAUGUCUGCGGUCUCUAUAGAUAUUGAUGAUGAUGUUACUUCUUCUCUAAAUACGCUUCUUGACACACGGCCGGACAGUGAGGCAGAAGACCAAAGGGUCGUUUGGACCUACAACGCACCCAUGACUGAUUCGUCAACGCCAACUUCCGGAACAACGACUUCAGAAAAUCCCUCACCUCACAGAUCUCUUUCUCCACAAUCGCCUACCUCUGUCUCGUCAUCAGUUAUGUCGUCGGAUUCUGGUGACAGGAAACCCCCAAAUACCAACCUCGCACCCACGGACUUAUCACAAUCUGAAGCAAUCUCCAACAUUUCUUCCCCUGACUUCCAGGAGGAAGAUGUUGAGAUUCUGAAUGCAAGAGAUUUAGUGAUGGAAGUUAGUGAUCCAAGCGAUAGUGACUCUACCUUAUUAUUAAGUGAAACAACAGCUAAAGUCCGCAGAACAAGCGCUACACACAAUGGACAUCACAUGAACAAUAGUGUUCAGCCAUCAAACAAGAACGAUCAGAGCAUGCAAGGGGAUCACAGAAUAGUCAUUCAGGUAAAGGGGCCAGAGAAGGAUGCAGGGCGCAGCCAGAGCCCACGCAAUCACAAUGUACGGCUAACAAACCAGCAGGCUGUGGCAGAGAGGAUGAAUACUCGGCCUUGCAUACGAGAGUCUGAACUCUACCAGUCUGAUCCUCUCGACCAGACCGGAUACCAGGCUCUAAAAGACUCUGAUGAGGAGAAGCUACUUCAACUGACAGAGAGUGCUGCCAACCUGGCCAAAGCAGUAUCACCACCACUGGAGGAUGAGAGUGAUAUAGAGUCCCUACACAGUUUCCACUACAGCCCCAAGGCAGUGGACAUACCCUCUGCGGUGCGUCUUGCCAAGCGACUCUUCACUCUUGAUGGUUUCAAGAAGUCUGAUGUCUCUCGACAUCUCAGUAAAAACAAUGACUUUAGUAGAGCUGUAGCAGAAGAGUAUCUUAAGUACUUCAUGUUCGAGGGAGACUCACUGGAUGUAGCUCUGCGAAAGUUCCUCAAGCAAUUUAGUCUGACUGGAGAAACACAAGAGCGUGAGAGGGUGCUUGUUCACUUCUCCAAGCGCUACUUGGACUGCAAUCCUGGGAGCUUUAACUCUCAAGAUGCAGUCCACACGUUGACGUGUGCCAUAAUGCUGCUGAACACUGAUCUCCAUGGCCAGAUUAUUGGGCGUAAGAUGACUUGUACAGAGUUCAUAGACAAUCUGUCAGAGCUCAAUGAUGGAGAGAACUUUCCUCGGGAGGUGCUUAAGAGUCUGUACCAAGCCAUCAAGAGCUACCCCCUAGAGUGGGCACUGGAUGAGGAAGGGGAAGAUGCGAACUCAGUCAAGGCCGGAGUCGGUGAGAGAGGGGAAAUGCCAUCUACUCUGUCUGUAGGAGGCAGUGGCAGUGUGGUGGCCACAAGUAAAGGCUUUUUCGAUGUGCCUUCCUCUCAACCUGCUAUUGAGUACAAGAAAGGCUACGUUAUGAGGAAGAGUUGUGUUGAGCCUAACGGCAAAAAGACACCUCUGGGCAAGCGCGGCUGGAAGAUGUUCUAUUGCACACUGCGAGAUCUGGUGCUAUAUCUGCACAAGGAUGAGCACGGUUUCCGCAAGUCUCAACUCAGUGACAAUCUGCAUAAUGCCAUCAGAAUACAUCACUCACUGGCCACCAAGGCCACUGAUUACACCAAGAAACAACAUGUCUUCAGGCUGGAGACAGCUGACCAAGCAGAGUACCUCUUUCAAACUAGUGACUCAAAAGAGCUGCAGUCAUGGAUUGACACCAUCAACUUUGUGUGUGCCAGUUUCUCUGCUCAGCCACUGCCUGGUGCCGUCGGCUCACAGAAGAAGUUCCAACGUCCUCUUUUGCCUUGUAGUCACACGAAACUGAAUUUGAGAGAGCAGCUACAGGACCAUGAGGAUAUGGUGCACAGGCUUGAGGCCGAGUUGGAACAGCACCGCAGUCAUGUGCCUGAGAGAGGCGCAAAGUCUCUCACACUGCAAAACUUCAAAGAGAAGGAUGCCUACUUGCAUCAUGAACUGAAACGCUACAAAACAUACGCUUAUCUUCUUAAGUCUCGAAUCUCACAGUUCCCCGAGAUGGAGAGCUCUCUGGUGGAGUCAAGUAUCGGCGAGGCAGCUGAUGAGGACGAGAAUCAAAGUCCCACCAACAACAGGAAGAUGAAAAAGCCUGGGAAAAAAGCAUGAUGUGUUCCGUAGCAGAAUAUCUCCUGCCAUGUUUUGCCUGCAAUCUCAGUAUUAAAUUUGGAGGUUUCCCCAGUUCCUCAGCAUUUAUGUUUGUGCAUUAUUUAUUGUUUAUUUGCUAAUCAGUGUUUGAUUAAGCUAAACAUUAUUGUUUUUAAUUAGCGAUUAUCUUUAAUUUACUUUUACUACCGUUUAGUUAUGGAUUGUCUAUACAUUAUCAUUUUUAAAUCAAAAAUUGAUUAACAAUAAUAUAUAUUUUUUAAAUAUUGUAAUUAACAAAUGUUGUGCCUUUCUCUCCUUCCAAAUCAUUUAGGUUUUAUUUUGUUUUAUUAAUUGCUGACUUUGGUUUACACUAUUAAAAAAUGUAAACAUUUUUUGUUAAUUAUAUUACUUUUUUUUAUAUUACUAAUGUCUUUCUGUGUCUGUAGCUUAUUAAUUGUCAAUAUUAAAGGUUUCGGAAGAAAAACCAUCAAAACCAUUUGCAAAUUUGUAUUGGCCUCUCUGAAAAUUGAAGAGAUAUUUCCAAUGCUUUAGUUGAGUUUCCCCUGUUUUUUUGAUGAAGUAAAUAUACAUAUAUACAGUAAGUAGGACUGAGAAGCCUACUAUGAGAGCAAGGCUUCUCGCCGUACUCUUCGUAGAAGAGUAUCUAUUUCUGGUAUAAGAAAGAUAUUGUUAUUAAGUUAAAUUGCAACAUUUCAAAAUAAUUGUUUAUAAUAGGUUUUUUAGAGAAUGUAACAAACAUUAUUGAAGUUUUGUUGUUUUCAGAAUGUAACCUACGAAAAAAUGGUUCAUUGAGGCAUGUUAAUGUUCAUCCCUCUGAAUUUCCUUAAAACACUGUAAAAAAGCUAUAUCACAAUGUCAAGGAAGUCAACCAAUAUUGAGUACUGUAUGUGGUAAUUCACUGCUUUGUUUAUAAGGUGGUUUUAUUAUAGUGUUUAUAUAGUAUUUCAAAUACAUUCGAUGUUUUAAUUCGUCACUAGCGCAAUCUGGAGUAUAAAUUAGAUAAUAACUUUGUCUUUGUUUUUUGUUUUACACUACUGACCAAGCACUUUAUAAUUAAUAUUUUCUAAAAUUUAAAUGUGAAGAUAAUGUGUUUGAGCCUCUUUGACGAACUUCAGUUGAAAGUGUCAACAGCUGGUUAAUGUCAGUUGAAUGUGGAUCAUGAAAAAUAAAUAAUAUCAUUAUUUUUAUGAAUUUAAAAGUAUUCAGAGAUUUUUUUAUCAAGAUUUCUCAUCAUGUAAACAUUUCCUCGGACUUCAACGAAUUUAUAAAAAGAAAAUUAGCCGAAUUGGUCCAAUCCUGCCGUUCUCAAGAUUAGUUCAUAACAACACAUUUGGCGAUUUUAUUUUCAAAAAAAGUAAGUGCUCAUUUAAAAAUUAUAAUUUUAUUUUAUCUAAGAUUUUCAAAUUUAUGAAAUGUUAGGUUAAUGCUCAAAAUUUGUUUUAUUGUUUGGCAAAGUAAGGAUCACAUGGGUAGACAAAAAUCAAGGUGUCACCAAAAUUUUAACCCUGGAACUGGUAAGUGCCUGAUAUCAGGUAUUUUUACAUGUGUUAUAUUUUUAUUAAUACAUCUUUAAAAUAAGGUCAGACGAGAUGAGUUUUAAUACUAGUGAAACAGGAAUUUUUUACUUUUGUGAUUAAUCUCUCUGAUCAUGUAGCGUCUAUAAGAUUUUUAAUCGUUGAAUUUUGUACAUUCCCCUGUGUACUGCACUAGCUGCAUGCACUGUAAAUAGUCAUGUGGUAUACUUUACUGUUUUUAUUUCACAAAUCGAAGUAUUCCAUGUUUAUUUGUUUAUGUCUGUAGAUAUCUCACAGAUUGUUUACAAUAGUAAUAAGUUUUUAAUCAACUAAUUUCCGCAAUCAUUAAAGUAAUCUAUGAUGACAUGUUAAUAAUUGAAGAGAGUAUACAUAUUAUAUUUAUUGUUUUUACUUUUGCUGUAAGUUUUAAUUAUGAAAAUCUGUGUAUGUGGAAUUGCUUUUAUUUACAAUUUGUAAACAAAUAUUAAAAUCUUUUAUGUUAGUUAUUAUAACACUGGUAAAAAUUAAAAUUUAAAAAUUAUUUUUUUAAAUUGAUCAAUUAAAAUUUAUGUUUGAACUGUCGCAGUACAUAAACAGAUGUUUGCUUUAUGCUACAAAUAUGGUGAUAAAUAAAUAUGAAGUGGCGUACAAGACACAAUGAAAGAAUUUGACCACCAGUUCCAGGGUUAGCUUAUCUAAUAAAAUAGCAUUAUGGUGCUUGUUUGUGCCAACAAGGAUGUCAUUGGAUUAUGCGAUUUUGCUGUCACAAAGACUAUACAAAGUAAAAUAUAAUUUAAUUUUUUUAAUAUUGUGGUUUGUAAGGUAUCUGUGGCUCCUGUGAAUAUAUGAGACUAUUGGAAUGCACAUAGAAAAAUGGAUCAUCUUAUCUUUGAUUGCAUCACAAAACUAUGCGGGCAUUGUAUAACAAGUGGACAUUUUGGAAUAUUUUUAAGUUUUUGUAGCCACUUUCUCUGUGUUUCUUGCCUGAAGUAAUACAGAACCAUUAUUUUUAUAUUGUUUGUAUUUUGAAAAGCUAAAAACAAAUAUAAUAUUUUUCAGUUCCUGUAAGCAUAAAAAUGUGCGUUUUAGAUUUAUAUUUGUUUUCAUUACUUGAUGAAGCUUAGGUACUACUUCCUUGUUCUAAAAUGCUUAUAAAUACACCUAUUGAAAAACAUUCGGACUGCAUUAAUUAAAAAUGAUACAAAUGAAUAGAUCUAAUCAAGGAUUUAUUUGGCUUAACAUGAAAGCUGAUAUUUUCCUAAAUUCCUUACAUGGCUUUAAUUUGUAAAAAUCAAGGAAGGAGGUCAAAGACCAGAGUAUUGUCAGAUUCGGUAAGAAUAUACCAUAUGACAAGAUAAUAUAUAUCUACCCAUUCUAAGUAUGUAUUGUAUAAGAAAAUUUAACUGGGAAAUGUAUUUUCUCAGUAGUCAUAACUAUGGUUCAAUACACUUUUAUGUUUUGUACUUCAAGCAUCCAUUUUACUUUCAUCAUAAAGACACAAUUUUAAUUGUAUACAAAAAUUUUUGUAAUAGGAACAGGAAUAAAUUGUUUAAUCCCUUACUAUAAAUGCCCAGUUAUUUUUUAAUAAAAAUUCAAUAAUAUAAAGUAGGGUUUUUAAAUGAUUUUAUUCUCUGCUCUCCUCUUCAUUGUUUUUCAGAGGUCAUUAUAAAAACGUGAAAGACGUUUGAUCACAAAUAGACUAGAUUUUCAUUAGAUUUGUGUGUAAAUGUUGUAAUGAAAAUUAAUUAAUAAAGAAGUUUAUUAAUAGUUGGUUGGCACCAUUUAAAAUCAGAUUGUUGCCUGAGAGAAUUAUCUACACAGUUUGUAUCAUUUUAUUUUUUCAAAUAAUAAUGUGACUUAAGACUACCUAAGUUAAAGUACAGCAUUUUAAACAGAUACUGUAAUUUUCAAGUAUUAUUUCCUUAUUUAUUGACAAUGAAAUGAAAUAAUAUUUCUAAUAUGAAUUUUAAUCAAAUCAUGGCUAUGCAUUUAAAGGGCCCAAGUUUAAAUUUAAAUUCAUGUAAGAAUAAGAAAGAGGUAAAGGAGUAAAACAUUAAAUUUAAUACACUUUAUUUUAUUAAAAGAUAAAAACGUUGCUAUAAAUUUAUAUAAUAAGAUGUAAUGGCUAAACUUUAAAUAUUCUAUUCACUCUAGUCACUUAGUGUUUUCUUGUAAUUUUUUUGGGGAAGCAUAUUAAAACACUUAUUUCAUACUUAUGUAAAUCUCCAGAUAAUUUAACUAAAUACUUCCUUUUGUAUCAAAAUAUUCAGUGAAUAGAUUUAAGUAAGUAAAUAGCUACAUUUGACAUGAAUCUGGCAGUUUUAUAAUGUUUCUGUGACUCGUAGAUUAAAAUUGUUGUAAAUAAUCUGAAUCUUCUUCAGUGACUGUUUAGAUACAUUAAUAGAUUCUUGUGAGAAAUAAAGUGUAUGUUCUGUCAGGAAAGCAAUGUCUCCCAGUACUACGGUGUUAUUUAUGUCUCAGCUGUGGCUUAACGAUUCUCCUUUAUUGUUUUUGUGAGGUGGGAACUGUUGUUACACCGCAACUGUUGAACAUUGUUAUAUAGUAUUACAGUAUAUACCGUACGUUACAUGAGACAUGGUCACUUAUUCACAAUAGGUCAGUGUAAUAGAUACUUGUAGUUGUAUAAACUUCUCUGUCUGUAUAGAGUACGGUUACUUCUGUUAUUUAGUUUAGUUUUGCCAACAAUAGUUCGUCAAUCAUCAUUUUUAAUAGUUUUAUUUGAGUACAUCUCAUAAUUCGGAAAAUAGUUUGUAACUAGAUGUAUAAAUAUAAUAAAAAACAAAAUUGUAUAGAUUUUUUUAUGUUUUUUAAGCUUGGUGAAACAUGAGGAUACAAAAAGAUACUAGUUUCGUUUUCAUAUAUUUGAACCUUGAGUUUUUAUCUGUUUUCAAUUGAUAUUAUUUUGCUCAAUUUUGUGUGUGUAACUGUUUUAAUUAAUAACAUUUUGUACAGAUAUGAGUCAUCUGGUUUGGGUUAUUUUACACAUAAAAAGUGAUUGGACUAAACAUUGUAAUAAUUAUGUGGAAAUAGAAGAACUAUUAUUGGCAAGCAUUGAAACAUAAAAUCAAAUGUUUUUGAGAAAAUUUAAGUGUGGGCUGAUUUAUUUAUAUGCACAGCUGAACAUUUAAAGGGCCAUCAUACAACAUUUUUUAUUUAGUGGCAAUCAAGUUUAUUUAUCGUUUAGCUUAGUUCUUACUGAACAUAACAAAACUUGAAAACAUAAAAAUAAAUCAAAUUGAGGGCAGAUUAAUCUUUUUAAUUUUUAGUAAACAAAGAUUUUUGCUUGUUACAAAUUAAUAUAUGAGUGAUUCUAAAAUUAUUUAUAAUGCAUCAAUAAAAUCAACGUAUUUAAUGAAGUUUGUUUUAGUGGCCUUUUAAGUGUUUUAUGUGUAUUGUAUAUUACUGUUGUGAUAAACUGUCUUGUAAUUUUCACAUUAUACUUUUCUUUAAAAUUUAAGAAAAACAACCCAAUGUUAAAUCUUAUAUCCAUUUUGUGCCAAUUUUUAUGUACACUUGUUGUGGUUUGAGUAAAGUUGUACUGUAUUUGCAAACAGUGGUGGCUCGUAUUGUUAGCUACCAUUGUAUUCGUGUACUCUUUGGUAAGAUCAAUUGUCGUCUCCAAACAAUUAUCAAGUCGUGGAUUUUAACAGCACGACAAAGAUCUGUCAAUUUCCAUUUUCUAUGAUAAAAUUUUAAAUAAAAACUAAAAAAAUCUUGAUUUUUUUGCAAUCUUCCACAAGAAGUUAGAUAAUGGAUUUGAUAAAACAAUAAAAUAUUUACCAUGUACUUCCAUGAUAUUUGAUUUAUCAUUUUGAUUAAAUAAAGAUAUCAGUUGAAUGUCUGAAAACUGAAAGUGAAAAUAAGUAUUACCUCUUCUUUCCUAUGCCUCCAUUUGUAUAAAAUAUUUGUAAUAUAAAUAAGUAAUAUUUUAAACUAUAUUGGGGAAUGAAGCAUUUUUGCCACAAAAUGAACAUGUUUUAUUGACUAUUUCAGUAUUAUAGUAAUACAAAGUAAAAUUCUAUACUAAAUCAAAUACACUUUUCUCAUAUGCACUGUAUGAAUGUACAAUAUACAAAGAGUAUUGUAGAUAAAAAUACCAGCCAAUAAAUAGAUAAAUAAAAUAUACACAUAGAAUCUGAGAAGUUACAAUCCAUUUUUCCUUUUAUAGUGAUCAAAAUGUGCAUUUAAAUAUCAAAUUACAUUUGUUUAUAUCUGUACCAAUAAAUUGGUUAUUUGGAAAAGUCAAAUACAGUUUUUAAAAUUUAGAAUUACUAGAAUUUUCCUCAGAUUGUUGCAAAACAAAUGUUACAGGUGAGAAAACAUGUAUCUCUCCAUUCAAAAAUAUGAAAUUAUAAGCAAGUAAGUUAUACAGUGAAGCUGUAAACUAACAUACAGUAGAAUCUUGUUUAUCCGAUUUCUGUGUUAUCCAACAUCAAAACUAGUACAAAGAAGUGCAUGUAAACCUCUGAUUUUUUUGUUUCUUGCUAUUCUGCAGCCCUAUGUUUGUAACUAUAAUAAAUAUUAUUCAAUGCACUUUUUACUUCUUAUGUUUUUAUAUUGAUACUUGAGUAUUGAUGCACAAUAGGUGCAUUGUCUUAUUCAAUAAAAACUGUUUGUAGCUUCGUACUAAUCAUGAAAUUUGAAAUAUUAAUAAAUACAAUUAUAAUUUGUUCUUAUUCAGGUAAAAAUUCCUAUUAUUUAACAUUAUUUCUUACCAAUGUUAGGGUUUCCCUUUUAUGUCAGAUACACAAGAAUUUACUGUGCUACCUUAACAUGUAUCUUUAUAACUAAUCAUUUAAAAUUAAUUUAAACUAGAUAGUGAUUAUUUGUUAGUAAAAUAAAAUUGCCUAAUUUUAAAACUUGCUAUUUCUAAAGUAUUUAUAAAUAUUUAAUUUAGUAAUUUGUGCCAUUUUGGGAGUUAUCAGUUUGUAUCUUUUAAUUUUCUAAUUUCAAUGUCAAGUCGUAAUAAUUUUGGAUUGUACUUGAUACUUCACAAUUUUUUAAUAAUAACUGUGUAUUUGGAUUGUACUCAGACAGUGGUUUAAAAUGUUUUCUUUAACUAUUUAUGCAUCUUUUAUAUACUGUGGUAAAAGAUGUACACAUCAUCCAUAAAUAAAUUUUCUUAACCCAGUGAUAAAACAUAUGUCUUGUCUUCAAGUGUUGAACAAUUGUAAUAAUGACCUUUCUCUGUCCAUUAUGACUAUAUGGAAUCAGCAAUCAUUACUGACAUAAAAGUGACAAUCUCUAUUAUAUUUUUGUACAGCCAUUUGAAUUACAAUCUCUUAAGUUUUAACCUUAAAUAAUUCUCAGCAAAACCUAAGGAUUAGAAAACUACGCUUUUAAAUGAUCCAGAAGUGUAGAGAGACUAUCAUAGUAAAUUUGAUCAUUAAAGUAAAUAUGUUGAAGUAUAAUAAAAUCUGUUCGAUUAGAAUUAAACUAGAUUGCAGUAGAAUUAAAUUUGUCUGUGAAAAAUAUGCAAAGUUGUUCAAUAAUUAUUACUGUUAAAUACAACACUACAAGUAUUUUUUUAUUUAUUUUUUCUGUGUGUUAAUAAUUGUUGGAUUUUGACUUAUUUACAUAUCAAGAGUAUUCUGCAAGAUGUUGAACGUUAUGAUUGUACCACAAUGGAAAAUGUUGAUUAGUAUUGUCAGAUUAGUAUUAUAUAUUGAGUGCUCUGUGCAGAGUGACUGAGUCAAGGGCCUUUUCCGUGGCAAGUGGAAGUAGAUAAAAGGGUAAAUAAUUGAUAUACAAUAGUACUAAAAUGUUAGUAUUCACUUAAUUGUUGAUAUAGCAAAAUUGUUUAUUACAAGUCAGGUUUGCCUGUUUAAUUAUGUAGAAAUUAUCUCCAAUUGAAUAUUACAUUUUGACUACGGAUCCCUUUAAUGUAGAAUUUUCUAAACGUGCACAAGUUCAUGAAAUUGUUUUGUAUUGAUCGUUUUGUAAUUUUUAAAAUGAAUUUAUUAAUUUACAUUACUAUGUGAGAUUAUAGAAUGUGAUCUGUCAAAGAUAUGAUAUUUGAAGUUUAUGAUUUUUUAUUUAAUUUUAAGCUGAUGAUCUGAACGAUAAUUUUUCAGAUCAUAUCAAUCCCGUGUUAGAGUCAGUUAAUUAUUUGUGUUGUGGCUGUAAUCAAAAAUGAGAGACUGAAUUUCAUUUAUAAUUUAUUGUUUCAUUAGAAACCUGUUUUGUACAAUAUUGUUUAUAGUGUAAUAAUAUGUUGCAUUUACUUUUAAUUUAGUUUGUAUGAUUUGUGCAUAGCUCCGUUGUAUAUGUGAUGUAUAUAAUGCACUUAGAUGGCGGCCCCAGACUUAGCAACUUGAUUGUUGAAUGCAACUAUCCAGGUGCUACUUACUCAAUAUUUAUUCUUAAUAAAUCAUGUUAAUGAUAA
This is a messenger RNA of Homalodisca vitripennis (glassy-winged sharpshooter), 11746 nucleotides long. It is a transcript of the gene Efa6, whose product is annotated as PH and SEC7 domain-containing protein. Gene Ontology annotation, molecular function: protein binding; guanyl-nucleotide exchange factor activity; phospholipid binding. Gene Ontology annotation, biological process: regulation of ARF protein signal transduction. The transcript has 14 exons. The record is from RefSeq and is a predicted model, not a curated record. NCBI's taxonomy places the organism in Eukaryota, Metazoa, Arthropoda, Insecta, Hemiptera, Cicadellidae. The coding region runs from base 248 to 3826 and encodes 1192 amino acids.